Molecule: messenger RNA, 516 nt
Organism: Heterostelium album PN500
Lineage: Eukaryota; Evosea; Eumycetozoa; Acytosteliales; Acytosteliaceae
Exons: 4
Coding region: 1-516 (171 amino acids)
Source: RefSeq, a predicted model, not a curated record
AUGACUUCAUUUCAAUCAAAUAUAAUUGGAAAUUUCACCAUUAAAGCAACUCUUCCAGAGAGUAAUGCUUUGUGGAAUAUCUCACCCGAUCAUAAUUUAAAUGUAAAACCAUUGGUACAUGAUCUUAAAACAGAUCAUGUCACCUACACUUACAUUGAUGAUGAAAGUAGAGAGAAACUUUUGAAAAUUGCUGAAGAAUACAAUGCUACUCUAAGAAUUGAUCUUAUUCCAUUGGAAAAUAAUAAAAAAGCGAAUUUCAUUUACCAUAGAUCUGGUGACCACACUAAUCUUAAAGGUGAUAUUAAUGUUAUCCUAAUAAAUCAAAAAGAUUCAAUUGGAACCUAUUUACAAUUGUUGAUUAGUCCAUUGUAUGCUUUAGAAAGUAUCAAUAAAACAGCUGACAAUGUUAAUCUUAAAGGUGAUAUUAAUGUUAUUCUCAUCUAUCAAAAAGAUUCAAUUGGAACCUAUUUACAAUUGGUUUAUAUUCCACCAGUCAUUCAUUUAAUUCAACAAUAA